GAGACCCUGUAUCACAUUGUGUCUUCAUUACUAUACUUCACAUCUGCCCUUUAUCUCCUCAUUUACCUUACCGAAAAAAAGCACUAUGUUGCGGAUCACGUAGCCAAGACGGCUGCAAGUGCUUUGGGUCUCGUAAACACAGCACUUUAUAUUCUCUCCAGUAUCUACUCGGUGAGAACCUUCAGGCGAGGAUGAAGUGGAGAGAAACUGGAAUAUGGAACCGCAGAAGCUGUGCGACAUUUUUGGUUUUCUUUGUGAAUUCUUAAGCUUGUAAUUACUUGUAGUGUUAUGUAGAGAAGACAAAAAUCUACUUAAUCUUAAAAUCUAGAAUGAGAAAAAAACAGGAAUAUCUUAAUAUUUUCAUGAAGUACAUCUGUCCUUUUUGCUCCAUAUUUGUGUCCAGAUUUGGCAGAUAUGGUGGAUGAAAGUUGGAUUACACAAAAUUCAUACAAAUCAUGCAAGAAUUGAAAGCCAUUUUUUUAAAAUUAGGAAGUAUAAUCUCUUUUCUUAUUUACAAAUUCAGUAUAGAAAAAUUUAAAAAUGGACAUGUCUGGUUGAUGUCUUGUAGCAUUUUCUUGGUGCCUUACUUUGGUGUCUUGUCACCUGAGCAAGUAGUGACACUUAUACGCCUAAAGAGAAGUCCAGCGUUACAGAUACAUAAACACAAUAAUGUUUGUAAAAUGAAAGAAGAAAGACAAAGAAUACAAAAAGAGAUGUCUUCAUUAUAUAUAUAUUUUUUAAUGUGAAAAAUUUUAAUUCAAAACACAGUACCUUUGUAUUUCUUGUCUGUUCUUGUUGCAGUGUUUCACUCAGGAGUCAUUUAACUUGAGUCUUCUUCAUAAAAUACUUAAUAUAAAUGUGUAUUAUAAAGCAAUUUCAAUGCAUAAAACUUAUGAUAGAUAUGCUUAUGGUAUUAGUCAAGUAGUGAUAUGCCCAUAGUUGUCAGUGAUUUUUCUUGUAGCCACUGUCUUCUUAUAGUAAAGUUGAGGCUUUAAGAUAUAUUCUGCAUAAUUACCAUGAAUAAGGCACAUUUAUAGAUAUUUUAUGUUAUUUAUACUGUAUGAACCUUUACGUCACUCAUUGAUGGUGAAAAAACUGAAAUAUUGUCAUGUAAAGUGAUCUUAGAUUGUGAAAUAGAGGUGCCAUCAUAUAAGGAGAUGUAGUUACUGUAAAUGACUUCCAAAAGAUAAAAUGCAAAAUUUUAUCAAUUUUUAAGAAUUAACUAUAAUUACAUACUCUAAUUAUGUUAAUUAUGUUUUGGUCUGCACAGACAUAAAGAAAUUUCACCAUGAAUGGUGCUAAGGAACGUAUGGUUUGAGAUGUUCUUAUACUUUGAGCUCUAAUAUUUUGUUGCACAAUUAGAAAAAAAAAUGUAUACAUAACCAUUCAAAGUUCACUUGUUUGAUGAAAUUUUGAAUGAAAGAUUUUCAUAUAUUUCUAAUGACCAUUAUUCCCUCCCAACCCUUUUUUAUAAGGGCCAUUUUUUUUUCUCUCUCUCUCUCCAUAUCUGCUCCAUUGGCUUUAUACACAUGUAUACUUUAUUAUGUGUUCAUAUCAUUUAUCUUGCAGUCUCAUUUAUUUAUACCAUAUGUUUUUGUGAUAUCUGUAAAAAAGUAAAGGAAAAAUAUAUAGAGAAAAAUGGAAUUAGUGAUUUAGUCUAUUAUGAUAAGGUAUAGUUAUGUUUGAAUAGUUGAUUCAGAUUUUCUUUGGAAUUUCUUGAUUUAAGAAUGAAAAUUUCCUUGAAUAGUCAACCAAUAAAUAAGUUUUAUUUAUAUUAUUAAUGUACAACAUAUUUUUUCUGAAAAUUACUUGAGUGUGUUCAUCUUCUCUGACUUAACUGGAUGGCAAAAGUCAUUUUUUAUAUAUUAGAUGUAGCUGAUUUAAUAUUCAUACUCUGUGCCUCAGUCGUCUUUUAGAAUGCAAAGAGCAAUGUGUUUGUAACAUUUUUAUGUACUUGAUACAGAAGAUUCAAAGAAAUAAAAUUUUUGUCAACUGUAA
Molecule: messenger RNA, 1998 nt
Organism: Penaeus monodon (black tiger shrimp)
Lineage: Eukaryota; Metazoa; Arthropoda; Malacostraca; Decapoda; Penaeidae
Product: protein singles bar-like
Cellular component (GO): membrane
Source: RefSeq, a predicted model, not a curated record